Messenger RNA from Labrus bergylta (ballan wrasse), 8369 nucleotides. RefSeq names its product ATPase 13A3 (gene atp13a3). Gene Ontology annotation, cellular component: late endosome membrane. Gene Ontology annotation, molecular function: P-type ion transporter activity; ATP hydrolysis activity; ATP binding. Lineage: Eukaryota; Metazoa; Chordata; Actinopteri; Labriformes; Labridae. The record is from RefSeq and is a predicted model, not a curated record. Gene Ontology annotation, biological process: polyamine transmembrane transport; intracellular calcium ion homeostasis.
UAGUACUCAGUCUGUCCCACUGAGCUGUCAGCCCUCUCUCCCCCUCUCACUCAGCCCGUCUGUCGCGACAACAUUUUUCCUAUUAAACUUAGCCCGCUUUUCACUUCAACGACGUUUUCCUUCAGAUAACAGCCGCUCUCACCUCACCAUGACUCGAAGGUGAUCUUCAGAGUGUCCAGGUGGUUCUGGGGUUCCAGGUUGGUGUGGUGAGAGAGCAAGCUAAUUGCAGGGAGGAGGAGACCGCCUGGGGCAUCUUGUCCCUGGCUCGCAAGUGACUAAGGCAGGGGCUUAGCAAACUGUUCUGCAGCAUGGAGAAAGAAGACCUGAAGGUCCUCAACAAAGGGGAAGAAGAGGAGAUGGAGCUGCAGGGCUACCGUCUAUGUCGUUGGCGGCUGGCCCUGGUGGGCCUCGGGGUGCUGUGUACAGGGGGCUUCCUCCUCCUGCUGCUCUACUGGAUGCCAGAGUGGUGCGUCAAAUCCACCUGCACCCGUACCACAGCUCGAGAUGCUAAAGUCGUUUUGAUGCGUUCCACGGAUGAGUUCCGGCGCUGGUUCCUGGCCAGGGUUCGAGUGAUGCUGGCCCCAGGGAGCAACCCCUUCCACAGCCUGGACACCCAGACCACCUCCCCCUCCUCCCUGUCCUCCCCUUCCUCUCCCUCCCACCCCUUCUCCUCCCAUGCCUCCCCUCCUCUGGCCAACGGACAUAGUCCCCAUCCCUCCGAUGGCAGCCCCGCUCAAGAGCUAAUCAGUAGAUUUUCAUACUACCAGCCCAUACAGAUUCGUUAUUUUACCUUCCAUAGCACAAAGUAUUAUUGGAACGAAGAGCUGCAGAACUUUGAAGUUUUAAAUGGCCUGGAGGAUCUGCAGGUCAGCUGCUCCACCCUCCACUCUGAGCACAGCGCAGGCCUGACCAGGAACCAGCAAGAGUACAGGAGAUUGUUCUUCGGAGUGAAUGAAAUUGCAGUGAAAGUGCCUUCUGUUUUCAAGCUGCUUAUCAAAGAGGUCCUCAAUCCUUUCUACAUCUUCCAGCUCUUCAGUGUGAUCCUGUGGAGUGCCGAUGAGUAUUACUACUAUGCUGUGGCCAUUGUUUUCAUGUCGGUCAUAUCCAUAGCUACCUCUCUGUACACCAUCAAAAAGCAAUAUGUCAUGCUUCAUGAUAUGGUGGCAACUCACAGUAUCGUCCGUGUGUCUGUAUGCAGGGCCAACAAAGAUAUCGAGGAGAUCAUGUCUACAGAUCUUGUGCCUGGUGAUGUUAUGAUUAUCCCCAGCAAUGGGACCAUCAUGCCAUGUGACGCCGUGCUGGUCAGCGGCACCUGCAUCGUCAAUGAAAGCAUGCUCACAGGUGAGAGUGUUCCUGUGACAAAGACCAACCUCCCAAAUCCUGAACCAGGGGAGAGGAGGGAGGAAGCUGACAGUGCCUACAACACAGAGGAGUAUAAGAGACACACACUCUUCUGCGGCACCAAUGUCAUCCAGACCCGUUUCUACACAGGAGAACUGGUCAAGGCUGUUGUGGUCCGCACAGGUUUCAGCACAGCCAAAGGCCAGCUGGUGCGCUCCAUCCUUUAUCCAAAACCCACCGACUUCAAGCUGUACCGUGAUGCCUACCUCUUCCUGUUGUGUCUGGUGGCUGUGGCUGGAAUUGGCUUUGUCUACUCCAUUGUCCUCAGCAUCAUGAACAAGGUGCCAGCCAAGACCAUCAUCAUUGAAUCUCUGGACAUCAUCACUAUCACUGUGCCACCAGCGCUGCCCGCCGCAAUGACAGCUGGCAUCGUCUACGCCCAGCGACGACUCAGAGACAUCGGCAUUUUCUGUAUCAGCCCACAGAGGAUCAAUAUCUGUGGACAAAUCAAUCUGGUUUGUUUUGACAAGACUGGAACUCUGACAGAAGAUGGGUUAGAUCUGUGGGGAGUUCAGAGGGUUGAGAACGGAAGUUUCCACUUGUCAGAGGAAAAUGCCUAUAAGGAAAACCUUGUCAAGUCCCAGUUUGUGGCCUGUAUGGCCACCUGCCACUCUCUCACCAAAAUAGACGGCCAGCUGUCUGGAGACCCACUAGACCUAAAAAUGUUUGAGGCCACGGGCUGGCUCCUGGAAGAGGCCACUGAGGAGGAAACAGCCCUCCACAAUCGUAUCAUGCCCACUGUGGUUCGACCCCCAAAACAACUGUUGCCCCCGGAGCCAGCUGCAUCACCAGACCAGGACAUGGAGUUAUACGAGCUAGCCACAGCGUACGAGAUCGGUAUUGUCCGCCAGUUUCCCUUUUCCUCAGCACUCCAGAGGAUGUGUGUGGUGGCUCGUCUGCUGGGGGAGAAACGCAUGGAUGCUUACGUAAAGGGCGCACCAGAGGUGGUGGCUAGUCUUUGCAGAAAAGACACAGUGCCAGAAAACUUUGCGGAGGUUUUGGAGGGCUAUACCAAGCAGGGUUUCAGGGUCAUAGCUCUGGCUCAUCGUCGACUUGAAUCAAAACUCACCUGGCACAAAGUCCAAAAUGUCAACAGGGAUCACAUCGAGACAAACGUGGAGUUCCUUGGUCUGAUCAUCAUGCAGAACAAGCUCAAGGCUGAAACCCCGGCGGUUCUGCAAGACCUCCGCCAAGCACACAUCCGCACUGUCAUGGUUACCGGUGACAACAUGCUGACCGCCAUCUCUGUGGCCCGAGACUGUGGGAUGAUCCCUCCCCAGGACACAGUGAUCAUUGCUGAUGCCUUCCCUCCACAUAAUGGACAAGCUGCCAAGAUCACCUGGCGAUAUGCUGACAAACCAAGCAAGACACCUCGCCUGGAGGAAGUGACAAUCAGUCUGGAGGAUAAUUUCCACAUAGAUGAGCAAAAACCACAAGAGCUGUACCACUUUGCCAUGAAUGGAAAAUCAUUUGCUGUCAUCGAGGAACAUUUCCCUGACAUGCUUCAAAAGCUUGUGCUGCAUGGGACAGUGUUUGCCAGAAUGGCCCCUGACCAGAAAACCCAGUUAAUUGAGGCGCUGCAGGCUGUCGACUACUUUGUGGGGAUGUGUGGAGAUGGAGCAAACGACUGUGGGGCUCUUAAGAGGGCUCAUGGUGGCAUCUCCCUGUCCGAGCUUGAGGCGUCUGUAGCAUCUCCCUUCACCUCCAGGACCCCCAACAUUUCCUGUGUACCCAGCCUCAUAAGGGAGGGGCGUGCUGCUCUCAUCACCUCCUUCUGUGUUUUCAAGUUCAUGGCGCUCUACAGCAUCAUCCAGUACAUUAGUGUCACUCUCCUCUACUCUAUCCUCAGUAACCUUGGAGACUUCCAGUUCCUUUUUAUUGACAUGGCCAUCAUUCUCGUUAUUGUCUUUACCAUGAGUUUAAACCCAGCGUGGAAAGAACUAGUGGCACGUCGCCCCCCAUCAGGUCUGAUCUCAGGGCCUCUGCUGUUCUCUGUGCUGACCCAGAUCCUCAUCUGCUUGGGCUUCCAGACCAUCACUUUCCUCUGGGUCCGACACCAGCCCUGGUACACAGUCUGGACACCGCAUACAGAUGUCUGCAACCACUCAUCACACCUCAAUGUCUCUGACCACAACGACACCGAAUUGGACGACCACAACAUCCAAAACUUUGAGAACACCAGCCUCUUCUAUGUCUCCUGCUUCCAGUAUCUCAUCAUUGCCAUCGUUUUCUCGAAAGGAAAACCUUUCAGACAGCCGAGCUACAAGAACUGGCCUUUUGUGCUGUCUUCCUUCUUUUUGUACGUUUGCCUGCUGUUCAUCAUGUUCUACCCUGUCCAAAGCAUUGAUAAGUUUCUAGAGAUUGUGUGUGUCCCAUUUGAGUGGAGAGUUAAACUCUUCCUCAUCAUCCUCGUCAACGCUGCUGCGUCUAUUUUGAUGGAGACCUUCGUCCUUGACAUCAUCUUAUGGAAGCUUGUAUUCAGCCGAGACAAACAGGGAAGCUUUGUCGACACUCCUGCCGCCCAGACACCACAGCGGGGGAUUAACCUGGGCACAUACAAGUGUCUGUCCUGGCUGUGCUGCCCACGCAAGAUGGCGCCCAAGGCCCGCUACAUGCAUCUAGCCCAGGAGCUCAGUGUGGACCCUGACUGGCCUCCAAAGCCAACCACCACCACUGAAGCCAAGCCCCGCCCAGAAAAUGGCUCCACCUAUCACAUCAUGGUCAACUCCUAGCCCCCCCCCAUGGUUCCUCCUAGUAUCAAAUUGAAAUUAACAUGUGUUCAGCGAACACACAUUCAAUCUCUUGAAUUGGGUUGAGACUUGCAGCUCAUACUGUAGUUCCAGAGACUGUACAGCUAAAAUAAUCUUACACAGAAGCACCAAAUAAAUCUGAGUCCUCUCAGCACUCUGGCUCAACAACUCAUGUGCUCUCAGGUCUCUCUAGUUUGUGUAAAUUACAUUUAAACAUCAAGUAAUACUAAAUGGAAUCCCCUCUUGGUGUCUGAUCAUUUAUAAAUGCAGAAUCAAAAGAUGGUUGAUAAGACAGGUCAGUUUUGUUGACCUCUGCAGAUGACCUUUUCAGAUCUAUAUUCUUUAAAAGGUGUACAAGUACAAAAUAGAGCCCCCUUGCCAGUCCAAUUCAGAGCUUUCCUCUUACAUUCAUGUGCUGGCACAAUUUCCUAGGAGAAUCUUGAAUGAUUGCUUGUAUGCCAUUAUAUCAUAUCAUAUUACAAUAACUUAUAGACCAUAAAACUAGAUUUCAACUUUUGGUGAAGUUGAAACAAAGUAACUAGACAUAAAGUCUGUUAAAACUAAGGCCCUAAAAAGAACUAGCUACUCUGACUGAAAGGCCAAGUGAUAGAAGAAAUGGUCUGGAUGAGUUUGAGGAGGGAGGCAGAGAAAGAGGUGAGUGGGAGGAAAUGGUGGAGUGGAGGAUGGGUGGAUUGAUGCAUAGAUACUCUUAGUUGACUUUGAUUGCUACUAUUUAGUGGUCUUUUACAGUUCUAUACUUUAGACUACUAAAUGAUGACACUUAGAAACAUAUCUGUGAUUGCAUUUUCACUCCUAAUUAGGCUGAAACAUAAUAUGAAUUCAAACAUCAUGUUUUGUAAGACAGUAAAUGCAUCAAGAGAACAGUGAUGGAGACAUGCAAGUCUUUUUUCAACGACAUGCUGUGGAAGUAUCUCCAUUGUUUUUGUCGGUUUGCUAGAGUUUAGCGUUAUGAUUAUAACAGAGAUUGUUAAGUAGAAAAGUAUAAAAAAAAACAAAAAAAGACUAACUUAAUUUCAGCUUUGUAAGACACAUAAGCCUCAUGGAUCCUGUGACCUUUUGGUCCAAGUUGAAGUACUAUUUCACGUCUUGUCAUUGGAACGGUUACAGACAUUUAUUGUCCAGCUUUUUCAUGUCCUUCAACCAACCGUUUAACAAGUGUAUAACAGGAUAUCUCUGAAACUAAUGACUAUAUUCUCAACGACCGCAGCUGUACUUUCAAAUUAAUGCUAUUUUGAAUGUGAAAUACUGAAGGCUAGCUCAAGUCUUGUUCGACAGGGAACAUAAUAGCUUUGCCUCUCACACUCCUUCAGGUGAAACUUUUUGUUUCACUAUUGAAACAUAAUACUUAAGAACAGCAAACAUGUCUCUCCUUGAGCUCUUUUCUUGGGCCCCUAGUGUACUUAAAAAUGUAGAAUCUUAUAUUUUUGCAUCUAUGAGUCGAGCCCUGUCAGCAUAUUAGGACAUCAGACAGGAAACAGAAAGCUUACAAUGACUUGCAUGAAGCCAGCUACCUAUCAUCAUGUUCUAAAGACUUGAUAGUUUGAAUCCUGAAAAUAUCAUUACAAAUGCGGCAUAACUGUAGAAUUAAGAAACAUUUACAUCAACAUGUCUUCAUUUAAGAGCUGCAUGAAUAUGGAUGGUUACUGUGGAACGUUUACCUCAUGCAUGACAUCAUUAUAUACAUCAUUCAUCUACAUGGUCAUGUCAGAUGAGUUCAAGGAAGCCAGCAGCACUACAAAUAUAUUUCUGUUAAAAAAAAAAAAAAGAAGAAAAUAAUUCUUCCCAUGGAAGACUGAUUUAAAAUGAUGUAAAUUAAGGCAAAGCAUUUAAAUCUCAUCAGCUCGCUGCUCUAAGCACAUUUAAAACAUCCAUGCAACAACACAUGCUGCAUAAAUGGAUGGACCGUAUAUAAUUGUAUUCAUGCGUUAAAUAUAGGCUACUUGCAUGGAGAGCUAAGGGCUAUAUUGUAUGUUCACUGCUCCCUCAUUUAAAUUCAAGGUGUUGUUUCCCAAAAGCUUUUUUCAGUUUCAAACACUUCAUCACGUGGUGGGUACUGAGUUCUAAAAUGUUUGUUUGAUGAGUUUACGAGGCAGUUGACAUUAAAGUGACAUUAGUGGAUUCAUUAUUUGCCUCAAGAAUGGAUCACUGGAAAUCAUAUUAAUUCAUUGAUUGAGAGAUAACCACAGCCACUAUAAACUAAAUGCUCAAAGAGGCAUUUUAAGGGUGGAGUAUAACUUUAAGGCACAGUGCUGGCCGGUUCUAACUAUACUCAUUAUAGCAGCCUGUCAUGAAUUAUGUGAGUUAAUGCUUUCAACUAGUCUUGUGUCACAAAGUACAACAAUUCAAAGGUCUUUCAAACUAUAUGUAACGUUGCUCUUUCUGUUUGAAAAACACUGUAUUACAUGACUCUUCAUGUGUAACACACGACUUCACAUUUAGCUUGUCCUCUGACUGUCAUUAUUUCAUUCAUUUAGAAAGGAGAUCACAACACAUUUCCUACUAUAUCAGUAAUAACUAGAGUCUGAAGUUGCUCAGUUCCUAAAAGCCAUUAACUGUUCAGAGACUAGUCAUAAAAUCCCAAAUCCAUACGGUUUAAUGACAAGCUCAAAUGGGAUCUGUGUCCAUACUUUGAAUGAUUACAUUAUUUAUUUGAUAAGCAAAGUUAUAGUAUUUUGUUAUAGUAUUUUUUGGUAAAUUAUUAGUGUGAGAAGAUGGAUAUAUUUAUAUGAAAAAAAAAAUGAUUGAGAAAUGCACAACAUGGCUCAAAUGGACGUUCUUGUCCCAAUCGAUGGAAUGAUUCUAAAGAAAAUUGUUAGAAAUGUCGAUGUUACUUAUUUCUGUUCGAUAUCAAAAAUGAUGCUGGUAUGAUUCAACUUGGGUCGUGUUUUUUUCUGUCUAUUUUAUUUACAGUCACUUCUUUUUUUAGUCAGGCUAGAAUUGAAUGUUGUGUAAAGGAAAAAAAAAAGUAUAAAUUUAUUGCAGGCAAUACAAUGUUUAUUGAAUCUAUUUCCAAAGAGUUUCCGUUUCACCUUCAUUUGAAAAACAAAGAAGAAAAAGUUCAAUUUUAGCCUGUGUUAAAUUCUCUCAAAUAUGAUUUGAUUCAGUAGAGACUUACUUUAAAAAGUAACCGUUAUAAUAUAUAUAUUCGAUUCUAUCUGUAUAUAUGAGAUAUACAUUUCUAGUGUGUGCAUUAAAGUCACAAGAUUUAGUUAUUGAAAAUGUAUGGUGUUUGGAUUAUCAAAGGGCUGGUGUGUGUUUUUCUACUAUUCUGGUACUGUGUUACAAUCAGUUCUAUGUCUACUCAUGGCUUUUGGGUUUAUUUUACUUUCACUUUUGUUAAGGACUUGCAUUAUCUUGGGUUUUCCUUAUUUCGUCAUCUUGGGCAUUUAUCACACAAUAUGAAAAUUGUAAAGUAUGAUUGGGGCACAUGGAUCAAUGUUUUUUCUGUCUUGGGUGAACUUUACGCAACUCAUGUCUGCAUUAGAGUUUAAUGAAAGUUAAACUCAGAGCAACUUGAAUGGAGAGAUUUCUUUGUUCUUCAGGUUAAUGAAGUAUAUUAAAUCCUCCUAUGUACUGGUUGCUUCUCUUUGGUCUCAAUACUUUGACACAAGAAGGGAAUUUAAUUCAUUUAGUCUUUCUGGCACCUCUAAACAAAUUCACAACUAUCAGCAACAUCUGACAGUCUUGACACUUCUCUGUUUGAGCACUAAAUGUACUUGUUUCACUGUUUAAAAUCUUUUAUAUCCAUGUCAAAUUAAAAUGUAAUUGGCAAAAAGAAUGUGCAUUGCUGCUCGAUAUCAGCAGUCUAUUGUAGAAAUGAUUAUAUUGCUGCUAUGGGCAAAAUGAUUCAGUCUAAGCUGUGUCAUAACUGCACCUUAAUACAGAAGAAGUCAUCAGUUCAUUGAUGUGUAAAUACUAAUGCUUUGGUUCAACGCUACAGCUUUGCCUUUUAAUCUGACACUGCUUUGUCAAGCAAUGGAUUUAAUGCUGAAACCUCUUUGCUCUCAUACAGGUACAACAUAUACCGACUGUUGACAGUUAGCAUCGGCCUCUUAUUCACAUCAUGUAUUUUUAACAAAACAUCAAAUGGCAUUGAGAUCGAGUCAACCACAGAGUAUCUGAAGCCUCAUGUGGAUGUUGUUUCCUCAGGGAAAUGUGUCUAUUUGUAAUGAAGAAUAAAAGAAUAAUAAAAAUGUA